Molecule: messenger RNA, 4725 nt
Organism: Rattus norvegicus (Norway rat)
Lineage: Eukaryota; Metazoa; Chordata; Mammalia; Rodentia; Muridae
Source: RefSeq, a predicted model, not a curated record
AUGGCCAGGUUUCCUCUCAUAGUCACAGAGUCCCCGAUGCCAAUGAGAAACCUUGUCUCAUAAAACAACAAAAAAAGAAGUAGAUAGCAUACAUAGGAAUAACACCUAUGGUUAUACUCUAUCCUCCACAUAAUGUGUGUAAAUGGACACAUGUACCCAUACUGAUGCACAUACAUGAUUACAAAUAUAUGCAUAUACCUUCCGUCUCCAUACACACACACAUGAAACUAACCCAAGUCUUUACUCUUAAAUGAACAUAGCAUGCACUGCAUUAGUACUCAAAUUGCAAUUUCUUGAAAAUUCAUGCUGUGGAUUUGAUUCCACUGGGUGUCUUUUGAGUCUUAAAUAGCAAGAGCUGUUGGCUAUGAAGCUGAGCAAAAUCUAUCAGUGGCCUCUGCAAAUGUAAAUUUGGUGUUUGGACUUGCUCAAUGGAAUAUGUGACAUUUUACUCUCCAGAGAAAGUCAUAAGAUAGAGAUGACAUUAGAGUGUUAACUAAUAAUCACCCAAGUGAAUGCAGUGUUCACGUACACAUCCAUUUUUAUGACAUAUCUUUUCCUGUUAGUGCCCAUAUUUUCCACAUUUUGUAUUGCCUUUGCCAAUAUUGUUAAAUAUUCUCUUUAAGACUUACUUUAUCUGCCCUUAUGUUGAAAAUCUAUCUCUAGAUGGUUGCCUUAAUAUUUAUAUGCAUGAGAAUUAAAUCUGAGAAAAAAGCAUUUAUAUUAAAAAGAUUGAAUUCCAUAAUAGGUAUGUAGAAAAUCUCAGUCAAAAUAUUUAUUAAGAUAUUCUUUAUUCUCCAUUGUCUUGUCAUGCAAUGUAGAUAAAAUGUUCAUAGUUUUAAAAGGAUUGCCUAUGGUUUCCUUUCCUAUAAGUAACUCCUCCGAUAUGAAAAGGUCAGUAGUUUAUAGUGAGGUUUAACAAGAUGGUUUCAUCUUUUAAUCCACUGAGAUCCAAGUCAAAACCCCAAUAAAACCGGAGUGGAUUAAUGACCUCUUGGUAAUAGUUAAAUGGAUGUAUUGGUGCCAUUCACCUUGGAAGCCUCAGCAAAGCAUAAGGCUAAGAAGGAGUUUCAGAUGUUCUCUCUCUUUACUUUUCACCCCUCUAAGGGAGAGGAAGCUGGGCCAGCAUCACACACCCACAUGUACAAUGUAAGACCAAGGACUGGAGUAACUCUGAGCUUAGGAGCUAAAUAUAUUCUUGCCUGGGACUCUCAGGUUGCUUCACUUCAGGAGCAACUUGGAGACGAUAUUCUAGUGAGUCUGCCAGCUUUUGGCCAGGAUCACCUUAUGAGGGUUUUGUCUGUCUGCUCCUGGUGUCUUUGUGAGAAUAUUCUUCAUGUUGUAGGUUUAGAAGUGACUGCGGUACCUGAGAUGCCAAGCUCAGUAGUAAUUAGAUUUGUAUAGUCCUUGCUGCUUCGAUUUGAAUCAAAAUAUCUAGGCUAAUUUUUUUUAAAUCAUGUCACUGUCCUCCUGAAAUUUCAGCUAAAUUAACAACAAAAAAAAUGACAAAUAGAUAAGAACUUCCACUUAGAACAAUGGGGCCAUUUCCUUUUGUAAAGUUUGUUUGUCAUCCCUGUUGAUUGACAGGGUUUCCAAUUGUUUUCCAAAUUAUGAAUCUGAGAGUCUUUGGGUUCAUGCUCUGUAGUAUAGGUGGGGGGCACUAUUCUUUGCACUUUAUGAUCUGAGAUUUGCAAGUUAAUUGUGACAGAUCAACGAGUUCCCUAAUUUACUUCCCCCUUGCUGCAGCCCAGCAUCUGGAAUAAUGAUUACAUUUGAAAACAAAGCAUUGAAGGGGUGGCUCACUUAAUCAGUUCCGUUGGUUCUCUGGCCUCUGACUUACUUGGAUGGGAACAUAGCCAAAAUUAAAAAAAAAAAAAAAAGACUGCUGGGUAUUUCAGAUGUAGGUAAUGGGUCUUCACCAGAAAUAGACCCCUAUGAGUUUAACUAGCAGUGUAGUGUGGGUUUUUUUUUUUCUUUUCUCUUUUUCAAUUCUGUUGGCAACAAACCACAAACUGGCCUCUGACACUGAAUUUUUUUUAAAAGCUCAUUUCAACUCUCCCACACAUAAGUAGUGGGGAAGACAGGGUAGGGGUUUUCUAUUGAGGACCUUUUCUUCUUCACAGCCGCCUUCUGAAAUGUGUGGAGCAACUGGUGAAUGGUUUCCUAGCUUUUCAAAGGUAGCUUACAAAUGAUUCGAAGUGUUGAAACUUUCUGAGUCUCAAUGAACUAUUUCUCACACAACUCAGAUACUGCUGUUCAUGCAUGAAUUAGUUGAACCAGGCCACAUAGAAAGCAUUGUAAUUGUACCUGUGAGUUGGCAAGAAGCAAGUGCUCUUCCUUGAUUCUGCUGCACGAGGAGGAGAAUGGGCUGCGAUCGGAACUGUGGGCUCAUUACUGGAGCCGUUAUUGGUGCUGUCCUGGCUGUGUUUGGAGGCAUUCUCAUGCCGGUUGGAGACCUACUCAUUGAGAAGACAAUCAAAAGGGAAGUUGUCCUUGAAGAAGGAACCAUUGCUUUCAAAAACUGGGUGAAAACGGGCACCACUGUGUACAGACAGUUUUGGAUCUUUGACGUGCAAAACCCAGAGGAAGUGGCAAAGAAUAGCAGCAAGAUCAAGGUUAAACAGAGAGGUCCUUACACAUACAGAGUUCGUUAUUUAGCCAAGGAAAAUAUAACUCAGGACCCCAAGGACAGCACUGUCUCUUUUGUACAACCCAAUGGAGCCAUCUUUGAGCCUUCACUGUCUGUUGGAACAGAGAAUGACAACUUCACAGUUCUCAAUCUGGCUGUGGCAGCUGCACCACAUAUCUACACAAACUCAUUUGUUCAAGGUGUGCUCAACAGCCUUAUCAAAAAGUCCAAGUCUUCUAUGUUCCAAACACGAAGUUUGAAGGAACUCUUGUGGGGUUACAAAGAUCCAUUCUUGAGUUUGGUUCCAUAUCCUAUAAGUACCACAGUUGGUGUGUUUUAUCCUUACAAUAACACUGUAGAUGGAGUUUAUAAAGUUUUCAAUGGAAAGGAUAACAUAAGCAAGGUUGCCAUAAUUGAUACCUAUAAAGGGAAAAGGAAUUUGUCCUAUUGGGAAAGUUAUUGCGACAUGAUUAAUGGCACAGAUGCAGCCUCCUUUCCACCUUUUGUUGAGAAGUCUCGAACACUGAGGUUCUUUUCCUCUGACAUUUGCAGGUCCAUCUAUGCUGUGUUUGGAUCUGAAGUGAACCUUAAAGGAAUCCCCGUGUACAGAUUUGUUCUUCCAGCCAACGCCUUUGCCUCCCCACUCCAGAACCCAGACAACCACUGUUUCUGCACUGAAAAAGUAAUCUCAAAUAACUGUACGUCGUAUGGUGUGCUGGACAUUGGCAAGUGCAAAGAAGGAAAGCCUGUGUACAUUUCUCUUCCACAUUUCCUACAUGCAAGUCCUGAUGUCUCAGAACCUAUCGAAGGCUUGAAUCCUAACGAAGAUGAGCAUAGGACAUACUUGGAUGUGGAACCCAUAACUGGAUUCACUCUACAGUUUGCAAAACGACUGCAGGUCAACAUACUGGUCAAGCCAGCUAGAAAAAUAGAAGCACUGAAGAAUCUGAAGAGACCUUACAUUGUACCUAUACUGUGGCUAAAUGAGACUGGGACCAUCGGCGAUGAGAAAGCAGAAAUGUUCAGAAACCAAGUGACCGGGAAAAUAAAGCUCCUGGGCCUGGUUGAGAUGGUCUUACUUGGUGUUGGAGUAGUGAUGUUUGUUGCUUUUAUGAUUUCAUACUGUGCUUGCAGAUCUAAGAAUGGAAAAUAAGUAGUGGAUGAGCCUACAUUAUGCACUAGCUACAUUUUUGGUAAAACCAAUCUCCAAAACGAAGACUUAAGACAUGCUUGUUUUUAUAAAACACACCUAUCUGUAGUUGAAGAAACGGUGGUGUGCGCGCUCUCUCUCUUAUUGCAGAUAUAUAUUUAUUUAUAUAUUGCAAUAAGCCACAGCAUAUUUCGAAAAGAUUAAUAUGUCACUAAGCCUAUAUUUUUUAAUAAAAUCUUGUAUUUUGUUAAGUCCAUCAUCUGCAACUGAGUGGACAUCAAUUUCUGCAGAACUAAUUAUCUUUUUUGGUUCUGAUUUACUGAUUUUUUUUCCUGUUGGCAAAUUUCAAGAAUGUAUAUAUUCUAAGAAACGCUUUGUUCCUCAUCGAAGUAAACUGUUAUCAUGUCUGGGGUGGCCCUUUCAUUUAUAGCAAAUGUUCCUUGUGACUGUCAGCACAUGAUAUGUCAUAAGGAUUAUAUCAUUUUAAAGAUUUAAGGAUGAAAAAUGAACAAUUCACAUAUGAACCAUUGUUGAUAUAUUGUUUAAUCCUCUCCCUCUCUGGUGUCCUUGGCAACAACAAGGCCAGGUAUCACAGAUACUUUUUUCUUUUUACUUUCUUACACAGAGCUUAUAUGUUCUGUUCCUCGCCAUGAAAUGAACUAUUUUUAGCACAUUUUAGCUCUUUAUUUUAAGUAUGUUGUCAAGUUCCAUGCUGCCUAGCUCUUUUGAAAACUGAGUAGGUUUUUCUCUUUCUGCUCAGCCGCAACUAAUGUAACUUCAGAGAGCUGUUAUAGUGUUAAAAGAUGUAAUUUAUAAUAAAUGGAUUAUGAUAUAGAAUCUUAAAAAAGCUAGAAUUGGCUUUAAAUAUGUAUUUGUGGUAAUAUAUUCUGCUUUUAUAAUCACCCAGAAAUAACUGGUUUCUAACAUUAAAGAUGUUCUUAAAUUCAAA